CGUCGAGUCGAGCAAAAGUCAACCCAAAACAACGGAACGCAACGAGAUCCAACGCGACCCAUCCAGACCAACAACGACAACAGCAGCAGCAGCAGCAGCAGCAGCAGCAGCCACCAUGUCGGAAAUCACGCUGACCGGAGGCACCCUGGCCCCCUCCCCGUCGUCCCCCGCUUCGGGAGGUGCUGGCCAGCCGGCGGAUUCCACCGGCGCUGGGCACAACCACGAGCACAACCACGCACACGGAACGAAGGAGGCCUGCUGCGAUCACCACAAGGACGGGAUCGAGAUGGUCCCCCGCAGGCACCGGGCCCACGGCGGACUGCCGGUGGAGAUUUCCACGGCGACGGAGCAGGAACUCGGCCGCAUCCUCUUCACGCUGGUCCGCUUCAGCCGGUUCGAGGCCGUCCCCGGGGUCCUGCAGAAGAUGGAGGAACACGACCGGCCCGUCGCAAGCGUCCUGCAGCAGUUCGACGAGGGCGGGCACACCCUCUUCCACUGGGCCGCCAAGCGCCUCGACGACGUUCGCUUUCUGCAAACCCUGGUGGACCUUUCCACGAGGCUCGGCCUCGGGUCGGACAUCCUCAAGCGGCCAUCGAAGGACAACGUCGGGAUGCAGCCCAUCCACUGGGCCUGCACCGAGGGGAGCAUCCCCCACGCGGCGAUCCUUCUGAGCCACGGGGCGGACAUGGAAGCCAAGGACAACAGCGGGUGCACCCCGCUCCUGAUCGCGGCCCAGUACGGCCGGGUGGAGGUCGUCGCCUACCUCCUCCAGAAGGGAGCCAACCUCAAGGCGAUCGAUUCCAGCCGGGACACGGCCCUGCACUGGGCCGCCUAUAAGGGGAGCAACGAGGUCUGCGGCCUGCUCACCUACUACCAGCAGCUCAGCCUCGCGACGCAGGACGCCUACGGGCAGUCCCCCCUGCACCUGGCGGCGCUGCGCGGAAACACCUCGGUGGUCCGCUACAUUCUGCAGCAGCUGGACCACUCGUCCAGGGAAGAACGCGAGGUUCUCUUCCUGAAGGACAAGAACGGGAGGACCCCGCUCGACCUGGCCGUCCACAAGCAAAAAAGGAACGUCGAAAACGUCCUCAAGGAGGCCCUGGCCGCCGCGGAGGACCCGCGCGGGCAUUUCUUCCGCAAGACCCUCUUCAAUUCCCUCAAGGACGUCUUCUCGCUCAGGAGCUGGCAGUUCUGGUGCGGAAUGGUCCCGCAGAUGGACGAAAUGGACGCACCGUCGAGGGUUCCCUACUACAUCGUCCUGGUCAAUACUGUCCUGUUUUUUGUACUCAUGGUGGGGGUCAUGGCUCCAUUUGCAAAGGCCGGGGCCGGCUUGUUGUGGGACAAGAGUGGAUUGCUGAUGAUCAAUUUUGUCUUUGGGACUCUCACGGCGUACAUGCACCGAAAAACGGCGCGAACCUCUCCCGGAUACAUGGACGAAUCGCACCCGGACAUUGGAAAAUGGCGCAGGCUCUACGAGGAAACCCUCGAGUCCCUCGCCGAAAACGGAACGAACCAGCAGAAGCCAGCGUAUGUAAGUAGCAUCGAUCCGUGAGCGAACGACGGUUGGGUUCGACCGGGUCCACUUGGUGGUGACAGUGGCGAGGGAUCCAACCCCCGUGACAGCAUUCGCUGCCGUAUCUCACUUGCUUCUCUGCGUUUCUUGCCCGUGCCCUUGUCGCUGGACUCGACAGAAACUUUGUCACUCGUGCCAUAUUGCCCGGCCACAUCGUUCCAAGCAUUGCCGGGUGACCCGCAAAUGCGUCCUCUUGUUCGAUCACUUUUGUCCCUUUGUCGACAACACGGUCGGUCUCAACAAUUACCAUUAUUUCUACACGUUUGUGGCUUCGAUGGUAGUAGGCCUGGGAUCGUUCUUCGUCACCCUUGUUACGUAUGUUUCACGGUACCACAGUGAACACUCUUCCUAUCCCUGGUUGGUCAUGGCACUUGGAACCCAGCUCUGUUUGAUCGUUGUCCCCGUUGGCGGCCUGUUCGUGUACCACACACAGCUGAUCAUGAAGAACCUAACUACGAACGAGGCCAUGAAUACGAUGCGGUACGACUAUCUCUUUCCCGUGAUAUCCGGUCGGAGGGUGUACCAAAACCCCUGGGACAAGGGCUUUCUGGGAAAUUUUAUGGACCGGAUGAACCCCUCGCGGGCGUCCUACGAAAUCUCCGAUGAUUUCCAAUCGCUUAUCACCAAGGAUGCCCCCAUGCCGACAUCGAAAUGCUGCCACAACGGCAGGUGUGAAAAGAUGUAGUAUGCUCCAGGAAAAAUUGCGCCUUUCACGUGUGUCUUAAAAUCUUGGUUUGUGUAAAUUCUAUACACCCA
Pseudo-nitzschia multistriata is the source of this 2329-nucleotide messenger RNA. NCBI's taxonomy places the organism in Eukaryota, Bacillariophyta, Bacillariophyceae, Bacillariales, Bacillariaceae. The record is from the annotation of a GenBank genome assembly.